Marchantia polymorpha subsp. ruderalis is the source of this 2285-nucleotide messenger RNA. Lineage: Eukaryota; Viridiplantae; Streptophyta; Marchantiopsida; Marchantiales; Marchantiaceae. The record is from the annotation of a GenBank genome assembly.
CUUCGUGCUCUAGCAAUGCAUUCUUGGGAUCGAUUCUUGGGAUCCACCGUUCUUGUCUUAGGGGGUUACAGCAUUCGUGCCUUCUUCCAUCUUCAUCCAUUGUCAGGCUUAUCGAUGUCCCAAUGUCAGACAGACUCUUGAGAGUAACCCGACGAUUUUAAAGUUAUUCAGCUUUCAACAUGACAUUGCGCGCAAUGUCCGUUCGUUCGGAACGAAGUGCGUGUUGCGUUGUCUUGACCACCAAUGUUCACCGCAAUCGUAGAAUCGUCACCAUACUGUGGCCACUUGUAUUUCCACUGUACUGCCUCUCGCUGACGACAUUGCUGCGGCUUUACGGUCGUUCAAAUUCUCCAGCUGCAGCUGAAAAUCUCCCGAGCCCCUCUUUGAAUGCUUCAAUUCCACAAAUUGUAGAUGCCAGAUCCGAGGCAAGCGUAGUAUUCCUUCAAUCAUAUCAUAGGAGCCUCAGAAUUGAAGGGAAGGCGUCCACGAAACAAGAAGUAGCGCAAAAAUUGAAUAUGAUUCAAUUUUGCCGCUAAUUCAUGUUCUGUGGGCACUUUCUCUCUGGUAGCUCGAGUCUCCACAUCGAACUUUUGAUGCUAAUCGGGUUUGUGAUCGGAUGCUGUGCAGCAUUUAAUCGGAGCUUUAAAUUGAAGAGAAAGUGUCCACGGAACGGGAAUCGACGGAAAAAUGAACAAUAUUCAUUUCUCCCGUUGAUUCAUGUUCCUUGGGCAAUUUCUCACUGGUAACCCUGAAACCCACGACCAGCUUUUUCAUGCUAUUCAGGUCUCUGAUCGGAUGAUGUGCAGCAUUGAAUGGGAACGUUAGAAUUGAAGAGAAAGUGUCCACAGUCCCAAAAAGGGUCGAUCUUGAAUUCCAGCGAGGAACGGACGGAAGGGCGUUUCCGAAACCACUGUCGGUGAGACCCGCACGCCAUUCGCGAGUGCCUCGGGCGUUUCGCUCGAGAGGGAUCGGGAGAAGGUGACGAGAGUAGCUUCGUUCAGAAGAUGGCAGAAGACUUCCCACACUGUUCUCUCGAUCAUCGACUUCGAAUGUACUCACGAGGAGGAGGAACACAGGCAUUGCAUCUGAGCAAAACGAUCGUGAAAAAGAACUUGGAGAUCGUGCUCAUUUCCUUCCAAAUCAAGACCAGAAGACUGACAAAUCAUCGAACACAUACAUAUGUUCGAAAUCAAUGCUCGACUUGAAAUGUUGACACGAGUCAGAAAGAAUUUGGUCGACACUAGAGGCAUGCAGGUGACAGGGCACGUACCAAGUACCUCGAUGCAACAAAGGCCGUCCCGUGAGAAUAUCACGAGAGACAAAUCUCCUCACCCGCCGAGCUGCAGGUCCUCGAGAAUCGCCUCGAACGUGGAGACUGGCCCCUCUUCUUCUCAGCCAAUGAGCCAGACCGAGAGCUCAAAGAUGGCCUCCCUCUUUCUCAUUGCUGUCUCUUUUGGAAACGGUGCACCAUCUUUCACAAAUAUUUCCAUAUGUAAUAUGGAAAUGGAAAGGAGUUCAAUAUUUCAUUGCUGAGAGAUAUCGAAUCUCUUCCACAGACUCUUGCAAAUCUACUUCGCCAGAUUUGUACAGUUUGACCUGCAUUUGUGGGUUGUAAAAUCAAUCUCCUCUUCCUUGUCAUGGACACGAGUAUCAGAACGCAAAAGCAUUCUUUUGCUGGAAUAUAGCAUUGAAUGUGAAAUUCUGUCGAGGCUGAAAUCAUAGCGUUGAUCUUUGCUUGUUUUUUUGCAGUGGUUCGAGUUGAUCCAGCGAUUGGGUUUACAGUCUGAAAUGUAAACUUGUUCCAAUUAAAGUAAGACCAAGAAUCCAUCUAGUUCACAAAAAAUGUAUUAUCAUAUCGACUGUGUGACUUUAUUGUAUCUUUCAGAUCGCGAUCAUUAAGGUUGUGCUGUUUAGUGUCUGUUUACAGUAACUUUCUGUGUGUAGUGUGGAGUGUCAUGUGGACAAGGAUCUCUCCAGAAAGGCGUUUUACGAUGUUCAUGAGUUCUCACCAUACAUGUAAACAGUCAACAAAUGAUUCAUGUCGAACACUGGUCAGUAAACAUAGUUGAAAUAUUUUUCAAUCACAUGUUGUUUGGAAUUGACGAGUAUUUCAGUAGUGAAGUGUUUCUAUCUACAUAUUCAAAGAAGAGAUGUUAUUCAGAUGGAUCACUUUCAGAUGAUGUGAAUCAUCUGAAAGUUAUUCAUCGUCAAGGUUUGUUACUCCACCCCAGACUAUCUUAAACAUUACUAUCCCGUUCCAAAUGUUAUCCGCUCUUUUAUCCAGG